This is a messenger RNA of Fusarium mangiferae, 1293 nucleotides long. RefSeq lists its product as uncharacterized. Bases 1 to 1293 code for a protein of 430 amino acids. The transcript is spliced from 2 exons. Lineage: Eukaryota; Fungi; Ascomycota; Sordariomycetes; Hypocreales; Nectriaceae. The record is from RefSeq and is a predicted model, not a curated record.
AUGAUGGAGAGGUCAGGAUACCUCGUUGCCAGGAACCUGGAUGAGUUAAACCAUGCAUUCCAGCUUGUCCCUCGAAGCAAGGACUGUGUGAAAUGUGACGAUGAUACACAACUUGAAUGUCCAAAGUGCGCAGAUAACGAAGUCUGCCAAUUCACCGUUCCCCUCGACUGUACCAUGUGUGCUACAUCCUUCUGCGAAAAGGACUCGGACAACUCCAGCAACAGCGGCGGCGGUGGCCCAAAUGUUGGUGCUAUCGUUGGUGGUGUUCUCGGUGGCAUCGUGGUCAUUGCUAUUGCUACCUACAUAGUAUGGAGAUUCUGUAUCAAGCCGAAACGUUCGCAGAUCCCCACGUCUAUAUACAUCGAAGACACAGACGCCAUUCAGAAUGAGAAGGAUGCUGCCUCAAGAGGAACUCGCCCGCACUCUACACACACCGUUCACUCAAUCGCAUCAACAGUCCUCACGCGAGCAUCAAACAUCAUCCAGAUCGCAUAUAUCCCCGGCGUCACAAACCGAGCGACCCCGACAUCGCCAAACGUUCUUGUCCCUCCAGUCCCACCGAUCCCUAUGCACCAUGCCGAGGCCAACCGGGGUCUAGGACACGAUGAUCAGCAUUUCUUUGUUCCUGGCGAUCUCCGAGACUCUACCUACUCGGGGCUAUCAGGCUACUCGGACCGAACAUCAUACGCUCGUACCUCUUACGCACCUCGAUCUAGUGUGGCUUCUACGAUUUAUGGAAAACAGGCUCAGGUUCUUACACCUGCCCAGACCGGAAUGAGAGCCAAGCCCACCGUUGUCAGUGUCAAGUCCGUCGGUAACAACAGCGGCGACAUGGUGGCACCUCCAGUCCCUACAAUUGACUUCGAGAAGUUUGGUGGCGGCAGGCCCAAGAGCGGUGCAAGUGCGUUCAGCGUCGGCUCAACGUUCCUCAACAGCGCCAACACUGCUACGCAGGCUCGCGCACAGGUGGUCAAAGUUGGAACAUUGAAGAAGGUCGACGUGGGAAGUAAGACAGAAUCAGACACAUCGUCAUCAACCAUGGCACCAUCACCACCAACAACACCAAGUGGCCGUGUUACUAGAGAUUCGAGCAUUACCGUUAUCGAUGAGUCGCCUUCUGUGGACCAAGGCCCUUUCUCGGACCCCCCAGAGCGAUCUAGUCCACAGAAAGCAAACAAGGCCCCUAGCCUUGGUGCCGUCAUGGAAGAUUCAGCAGGCGAGGAUGACAAGCCUCUGACUCUCACGCGGCGGGACAGCAGUCCUUUUGGGGAUAAGCACGCGACAAAAGAGUAG